Anopheles marshallii is the source of this 1287-nucleotide messenger RNA. RefSeq names its product bifunctional peptidase and arginyl-hydroxylase JMJD5 (gene JMJD5). The record is from RefSeq and is a predicted model, not a curated record. The transcript has 5 exons. Lineage: Eukaryota; Metazoa; Arthropoda; Insecta; Diptera; Culicidae. Gene Ontology annotation, molecular function: histone H3K36 demethylase activity. Gene Ontology annotation, cellular component: nucleus.
AUGGAACAGUGCGUUGAAGCGAUACUUUCUUUAGUUUCCGAUAAAUCAUUUAUUCUAAAUCGAGAAUGUGUGGAACAAAAUCAUCUUUACCAUGUGGUGCUUUCAACUGUGCUAGAACCAUUUUCAAACUCCUCAAAGCGGUCUCAAACUGAUGAUAAAAGCAUUGCUACACAUUUAGUAAAAAUCGGUGUUCUGUACGAUACUGUGUAUAAUCGCUUACACACAGGACAGUGGAAUGCAGUCGAACCGGCGGACAGAGAAUUGUUUACUAUCUUAAGUUACGUAAGGAUCAUCUAUACUUUGUGGAUAUCAGCAAGUGAUGUGGAUUCAAUUAAAGAUAGCAUAUACCUGGCCGAUCUCGGACUUAUGCUUGGCUAUUCAAUCGAAAUUCGAUGCAAAAGUGGUACUACCGAUUUACUCACAGAGACAGCAUCAACACUGUCGAACCAUUUAUCUAUAAUCGUUAAGCAAAAACCUCCCCGAAAACGAUUGAGGUUGAAUGCAAAGGUAGAAGACGUUAAUGCGAUUGAAGACUAUUUAAACAAUAUUCCCGUACUGCAAUGUCCUUCGGUAGAUUUUUUUGGGUAAUUAUUUUGCAAAAGAAAAAAGCAGCAAUGCUACGAUCUGAAGCAGCCAGCCGUUCUUAAAGGAAUAAUCGACGGUUGGCCGGCAAUGGAACGGUGGCACGAUCCGAGCUAUCUGCUCAACGUUGCAGGAGAAAGGACAGUUCCGAUUGAGCUUGGUUCGCAGUACAGCAAUGAUGACUGGUCACAAAAGCUUAUGAAGUUUCGUGACUUCGUUGAACAAAAUCUGUGCAACGAAACAACUUCCUCAACAUCGGGCGAGCAACGUGCAGCCUAUCUAGCGCAGCAUGAUUUGUUUGAUCAAAUUCCAACACUCCGUGCGGACAUUGCCGUUCCUGACUACAUCGGACGAACGGACGCACGGCCACGCAUUAAAGCAUGGCUUGGCCCAAAAGGCACUGUUUCACCACUUCACACCGAUCCCUGCCAUAAUCUUCUGUGUCAGGUUUUCGGCGCUAAAAUCAUCAUUCUCGCACGACCGGAAGAUACUGAAAAGCUUUACCCACAUGAUCACUUCAUACUGAGUAACACCUCACAGGUGGAUGCACGUCAGGUUGACUACGAAAGGUUUCCACUGGCCCGUGAGGUAUCGUUCCACCGAUUGACACUGCAUCGAGGUGAAGUGCUCUACAUACCGCCCAAAUGGUGGCACUAUGUCGAAUCACUGUCACCAAGCUUCUCCGUUAGCUUUUGGUUUGAAUGA